GGCAGGUUUGCAGGAGUCUCGCUGGAUCUAAAGGACUGGGAGAGAAGUAUCGCGCGGGUCAACCAAAGGUCAAUACUUUUGAAAUUAAAAGGGAUUAUCGUCAUUAUCAACAUGAGUGAAGAACAAUGACAUUUAAAGGGGUGUCGGGCUGGUAACACCCACCACGCUUCCCAGGCUCAGUUAUCAUCAGGGGUUCAGUCCUUACAAGAACAACCUGCUCCGAUCCCCAACAAAAUUCCAGUUCAACGCGUGAGUCGCAUAGAGGAACGAUGAGAUCCGGAUAGUUUUUUCCAUUCAGUUGACAGCAUUACGCCGAUGCCAUGCCAUACACGAACAUCCCAGAAUUUGGAAAGAUUUUUCUGAUUUGAAGAGGACUGUGAAGGGUAAACUGAAUUGAAUGAGACGACCCAAAAGAAGAUUGGAUGCACAUAUGUAUAUAUAAGGUAACCGCGUCAUCCUGUAUUUGUUAGUCAAUGCGUAUUCGGCAAAACAUCUUCCAAGUUUAAGCUGAAGAGGAAGCAAUUAGAAACUCUUCUCAGGACCUGCACUAUCAUCUCAACGGAUUACCGAGAGCACAGUCCUCUUAAACUGAAUGCACAAAAGGAAUUAAAUCAUUGAAAUUGCUCCCUCGUUGGAUAAGAACAGUUUGCACUUCAAAUCAACAGAAGCUUCAUAUGCUGAUGGCUCAAAGGUACGAAGACCUUGCCCACUAUGGUGGCGGUAUGGACGGAGUUGGGGUUCCGACGUCGAUGUACGGGGACCCUCACGCGCCCCGGCCCCUGCCGCAGGUUCACCACUUAAACCACGGGCCACCGCCACAUGCCAACCAACACUACGGGGCUCAUGUACCACACAGCAUCAUGCCCAGCAGCAUGGGCUCAGCUGGCAACGAUGCACUUAAAAGAGACAAGGACCAAAUAUAUGGGCACCCGUUAUUUCCUCUGCUGGCGCUGGUGUUUGAGAAGUGUGAGCUGGCCACAUGCACGCCGAGAGAACCCGGUGUCGCUGGAGGAGAUGUGUGCUCAUCUGAUUCCUUCAACGAGGACAUCGCUGUGUUUGCCAAACAGAUACGGGCGGAGAAGCCGUUAUUUUCUUCCAAUCCAGAGUUGGACAAUUUGAUGAUUCAGUCAAUACAAGUAUUACGGUUCCAUCUUUUAGAACUUGAAAAGGUGCACGAGCUUUGCGACAACUUUUGUCAUCGGUAUAUAAGCUGUUUGAAGGGGAAAAUGCCCAUCGACCUGGUAAUUGAUGAACGGGAUGGAUGCAAGUCCGACUUCGAUGACCUCUCUGGAUCCUCGACAAAUCUCGCAGAUCACAAUCCAGUAUCCUGGAGAGACAUGGAUGAUGCUCACUCUACUCCCUCGGUCGGCACCCCAGGACCCUCCAGUGGGGGACAUGCCUCUCAGAGUGGAGAUAACUGCAGUGAACUAGGAGAUGGUUUGGAUAACAGUUUGGCAUCUCCGGGAACCGGGGACGAGGACGACCAGGACAAGAAGCGACAGAAGAAGCGAGGAAUCUUCCCGAAAGUGGCGACCAACAUCAUGCGGGCGUGGCUCUUCCAGCAUCUCACGCACCCGUACCCAUCCGAAGAACAGAAAAAGCAGCUCGCGCAGGACACAGGUCUCACCAUUUUACAAGUGAAUAACUGGUUUAUCAAUGCCCGAAGAAGAAUUGUGCAGCCCAUGAUUGAUCAGUCUAACAGAGCGGUAAAUCAAGGAACCGCUUACAGCCCCGACGGCCAGCCUAUGGGUGGCUUUGUGUUAGACGGACAACAGCACAUGGGUCUUCGGCCAGGCGGUCCCAUGGGAGGUAUGGGUAUGAACAUGGGUAUGGACGGACAGUGGCACUACAUGUAAACUCCUCCCCCCUUCCAAAACCAUAACGUCUUGAUGGUGGCCUCAGGAAUAUUCCCUGUGCUCACAAGAAACAUGAGGAGUGAGUCCACAUCACAUUCGUCCACAUCACCCCCUCUCGCACGGCACCUUAAGCCCAAUCGCCUCCUCUCUAUACAGGACCUCCCAAAUCUCUCAUUGAUCCCUCAUCAACUGGCCAAAGUAAUGUCUACAGGAGCACCGACAUUAAAAACAGACAAACUUGAAGCAUUUGUGCCAAAACAGAGACUUCUGAAAAGACAAUUGGAGAUCUUUUCUUUUUAAAUUAUUUAUUUAUUCUUGUUACCGUCAAGAAGCACGGGGACCACACCAUUUGUGCACUUUUGUUCAACAUAAUGGCCGCCCCCCAGACGCAACUAUCCCAUUCCUCCUCACACACAGGUGCACGUACACUUAUUAAAUGCAUUUGUCCUGAAAAACUCAACUGUGGAAUUUAGUAUUCGAUGCUAAGAGCCCUCAAGAACUCUGAAAUGUGAGUGUAUAUGAUGAGAUUUUUUUCUUUUCUUUUGGGAAAUGUCUUCUGUUUGGGUUUGUGUCAUUGACUAGUUUUUAGACUUUUACAUUUAUGAUUCUACAAAGUUACAAAAUGUGUUUAAGAGGGAAAGGAAAACACUCUAAGGGAUUCACAGCAUUAUUGUGGCACAUAUCUGAGAAAAAGUCCAAUAUCUGAAGCCACAAUCUCUUUCCAAAAACAGAUGUUUUGAAAGGCAUCACUGAGGAAAUGAGUUGUCUUUCUGUUUGUUGAAUUGGGAUGGAGAGAGCAACAGUGCUUUUGUAAAGCUAAGUGUGCCUGGAGGAGUUUUUAAACCACUAGAGAUGUUCCAUUGUACAUAAUUAUGUAAAUGUUAUUUGAAAAACACAUCAAUGUCAAAUAGGCAUUCAGUCGAGAUCCUUUAAGAAUGGGAUAAUGUUGUACAUUUUGCUCGUUCUCACUCUUGGGUUUCUCUAUGGAAAAAAAAGUCGAUUAUAUGUUUGUUAAUGAUAAGUUUGAUCGAUCCUCCCGCUCAGUCCAUUUCCUUUUAGAAGUCUUUUAAACGCAGUACAGUAUUUCUACACAGUCAAAUGUCGAAUU
Messenger RNA from Xyrauchen texanus (razorback sucker), 2964 nucleotides. RefSeq names its product homeobox protein Meis2-like. The record is from RefSeq and is a predicted model, not a curated record. Gene Ontology annotation, biological process: positive regulation of cell population proliferation; brain development; eye development. Gene Ontology annotation, molecular function: RNA polymerase II cis-regulatory region sequence-specific DNA binding; DNA-binding transcription activator activity, RNA polymerase II-specific. The transcript is spliced from 14 exons. Lineage: Eukaryota; Metazoa; Chordata; Actinopteri; Cypriniformes; Catostomidae. The coding region runs from base 675 to 1856 and encodes 393 amino acids.